Molecule: messenger RNA, 862 nt
Organism: Cydia amplana
Lineage: Eukaryota; Metazoa; Arthropoda; Insecta; Lepidoptera; Tortricidae
Exons: 6
Coding region: 63-815 (250 amino acids)
Source: RefSeq, a predicted model, not a curated record
GAUAACUGCAAAGAAAGUGUCUUCUUACAUUUUAACUGCCUCAUUUUGUUGCAGCAGCUAAAAUGCAUUUUAGCGGUCUGUUAAUGAUGGCAUAUAUGGUUUUACCUUCCGUCUUUGCUGAGGAUCUCAGUUAUCAAGCUUGUGUGGAUAAGUACUCAAGAAAAGGAUAUCAACCUUGGCAGGAGUGGUCGGAUCAUUACACUUGCCACCGGUAUAGAUGUGAAAUCAGAGACGGAAAAUACUUCAUAGCUGCAGUUGGUUGUCGAAAACCGAAAAUCCCUGAAAAUGCUUUGGAAUGCCACGAAUAUAUUGAAGAUGAGAACGUUGAAUUCCCAACCUGCUGCGCUCGUCUGAGAUGCGUUGUCGAAGUGAACGGGGAUAGAAUCGUCCAAACUAGAGGACAACCUGGAGAGCUGUUCCCUGAUAAGCCUUGGAAGGGUCAGCAGAAUGAGCCAAACCCUGCCGUGGUGGGCAUGGCUGGUAUGCCGCCGUCGGGCAACGUUGCCACCGACCAGCAAGGUCAAACGGCCCCUGGAAUAUUCAACAGCAGAGCCGCGGGUAAGGCGGAGGCAACAGAUAUUAAUGGAAGGCGCUAUGUAGACCCAUUCCCGACUCAGCAAAUGCAAGAAUCACCUCGCAAAAAGAGAUCUCCGGCUCAUAUGAUAUCUAAGAGAAACCAGGAAGAUGAUGUAUACCCUAACCAUUCCGUUCAUCGAGCUAAAGUACACGGCUACGUCCCGGAAAAAUACACGUCCUACUUCGCAACUGGCACCAAAAGCCACGGCCAUCCCAAAUUACUUUUCAAUUAUUCUUAGUUAAAAAAAAAACAUACUAUCAAUAAUUUAAUUUUAUUAAAUUCCUC